Messenger RNA from Trematosphaeria pertusa, 2166 nucleotides. Its product is annotated as MFS general substrate transporter. Gene Ontology annotation, biological process: transmembrane transport. The transcript is spliced from 2 exons. Lineage: Eukaryota; Fungi; Ascomycota; Dothideomycetes; Pleosporales; Trematosphaeriaceae. The coding region runs from base 262 to 2037 and encodes 591 amino acids. Gene Ontology annotation, cellular component: membrane. The record is from RefSeq and is a predicted model, not a curated record. Gene Ontology annotation, molecular function: transmembrane transporter activity.
CGCCCAAGAUAGCGUCGCAGGCGCGCUCGAGUUCUCGACUCUAUAGCGGCGGGUGUGGCUUUUCUGGGGAAGCGUCUACUGUCUCGCGUCCCCGCAUCCCGGAAAAGCGAUCCCAGGGGCACGGUUCGCACGUGGCUGCAGACUCCCGGCAUGUUUAAGAGCUGGGGAUCCGCGGGCUGGCAUGAUUCCUGUUCUACCUGCAGCUCAUCCCCACCCCCCUCUCGUCGAUAGAGUCCCAACAAUCCGCAGGAGCGCGGCAAGAUGGCUGAGAAGACACAUCCCUACGGGGAACACGUCGACACGGUAUCGGAUCCUUCCCAGGAUGCAGAGAAGCACUUCAAGCCGGAGGAUGCAGCCGUUGGCGCAAACCUCGAGCUGGACGAAGACGCCCUCCCACCAGGCUACUUCCGCUCCAAGUUCUUCAUCGGCACCAUGGCGGGCAUCGGCCUAGGGCUCAUGGCUGGCGUCGCAGCAUACGGCUAUGCGGCGCCCAUCCUCGGUCUUAUCAACGAGGAUAUCGGCCCUGACCCAAACAUCGUCUGGGUAGCCCUCUCAUACACGCUAACCUCCGCCGUCACCCUCACCAUCAUUGGCCGCGUAUCCGAUAUCUUCGGCCGCCGCUGGAUAUUCGUCGGCGGCGCCGCCCUCGGAGUCAUCGGAAGCAUCGUAUGCGCGACUGCAAAGAACGUCAACACGCUGAUCGGCGGAACGACCAUCAUGGGCAUCGCGGCCGCUACCCAGCUUUCCUACUUCUACGUCAUGGGAGAGCUGGUGCCCAUGAAGUAUCGGCUUGCCGGAAACGCGUUUUGCUAUCUCUUCUGCUUCCCCGGAUCCGGUGUCGCGCCGCUCAUCUCGAACGCGUUUAUCCAGUACCAGCCCAAGACCGGCUGGCGAGGCUGCUACUAUCUGCUCAUCGGCAUAAACCUUGCUUCGUUCCUGUGCUGGUUCUUCUUCUACCAUCCUCCGACGUUCCGGAUGAAGCAUGGGCAGAACGCAUCAGUUAUUGAGUACAUCAAGAAGUUUGACUAUGUUGGUACGACGCUGUACACUGGCGGUCUUCUCAUCUUGCUGAUGGGUCUGAGCUGGGGUGGGACUGUCUAUCCCUGGUCGUCGUCGUACGUCAUUGCCACCAUCGUCGUAGGGUUUGUGGCCUUGGUCGCCUUCGUCCUUUGGGAGUGCUUUGUCGAUCUCAAAGAGCCGCUCGUCCCGAUGCGCAUAUUCAGCAAUUACUCCUGGAAUGCCUCGGUCAUACUCACCGGUCUCGGAGCCUCGGUAUACUACGCCUUCGCCAUCGUCUGGCCCUCAAUGGUCGCCGUAUUGUACUCUGACCGCAGCGUCAUGGCCAGUGCCGGCUUAUCCUCGUUUGUCGGACUCUUCAUCGUAUGCGGGCAAGUUGUGGGCGGCUUCUCGGGAAAGAAGAUCGGUUACUUGAAGUGGCAGUGCGUGAUCAAUAUCGUGCUAGGAGCUAUCUGCUUUGGCUCCAUGGCAACGUGCGGCGUAGGAACCGCGACAAGAGCUUCGGUGCUUGUAGCAUUUGGCGUCUUCUUCAUCGGAUGGACCGAGGGCGCGGCCAUCACGAUUGUCACCCUAGCUGCGAAAGAUCAGUAUGCACUGGGAACUUCAGCCGGCAUUGCAGGCUCGAUUCGCUUUCUCAUCUCGUCCAUCGCAGCGACCGUCUACUCGGUCAUCUUAUCGAACCGGCUCGCAACCACGAUCGCAGCACAGGUGCCACCAGCGCUCAUCGGAGCAGGACUCCCGGCCUCCUCGGUAGCAGCCUUCAUCUCCGCUUUUUCGGUCGGAGCGUCCGCCUUCGAAGCCAUACCUGGCAUCACGCCGGAGGUCCUAGCAGCCGGGACCGCUGCGUAUCAGCAUGCAAACGCAGACGCGUAUCGCACGGUCUUCCUUUCGAAUAUUGCGUUUUCGGGCGUGGCGAUUAUCUGCAGUUUGCUUCUACCGAACGUCGACCAUCUCCUUACGGGGCAAGUAGCUACGACGCUUCACAAGGGCCGUGAUGAGGACCAUAUUGCCGGCGAGUGAGGGGGCUCGGGUACAAACGCUGGUGAUGUGUUUAUCUGCUCUUCCAUGAGCUGGGGUUACCUUAAUCAGUAGUAGCGUCCAUCCUAUACAUUGUGCGCUUUCACUCACCGCUUCCUCACGUGUUACGAG